Molecule: messenger RNA, 972 nt
Organism: Sardina pilchardus (European sardine)
Lineage: Eukaryota; Metazoa; Chordata; Actinopteri; Clupeiformes; Clupeidae
Gene: aqp8a.2
Product: aquaporin 8a, tandem duplicate 2
Exons: 5
Coding region: 170-937 (255 amino acids)
Biological process (GO): water transport; transmembrane transport
Cellular component (GO): plasma membrane
Molecular function (GO): water channel activity
Source: RefSeq, a predicted model, not a curated record
GCUGAGUAUCGUGCACAACUGGGUUGAACAGGUCUCGGUUAAUCUAGGUCAAGGUGAUAAUGAGGCUGUGUCUUCGCAGUGGCCUAUAAAUUGAUGUUCUAAUGGUAUCAUAUCAGUCAACCCAACACCGACGUCUUGACAACACAGGUAGCCUAGACUAAGCUUGACCAUGGAAGAAAAGGUUGAACUCAGCGAGCUGGAGAGACCCUUGAAGGGCAACAAGAAGCCAGCGAGACCUCCCAACACGUUCGAAAAAAUGAUUCAGCCGUGCCUCGCCGAAGUAAUUGGAACCACUUUCUUUGUUUUCAUCGGAUGCGUCUCCGUGAUCGAGAACGUGCCGGCCGCGGGAAGGGUGCAACCGGCGCUUGUGCACGGCUUAGCGGUGGCAGUUAUGGUGGCAUGCAUGGAUAAUAUCAGUGGGUCUCACUUCAACCCCCCCUUCACCAUGGCCAUUUACUUGUGUGGAGGCAUGCAACUUACAAUGGUGAUUCCAUACUUGGUCAGUCAGCUGAUUGGAGGGCUCAUUGGGGCUGGAAUGUCCAAGAUGAUGACUUCUCCUGAGAACUAUUUGAAUGCAACUGGAGCAGCAUUUGACAUCCUCAAAUCAGAUGACCAGCUGAAGGGGGCUCUGUGCGGGGAGAUUUUUAUGACUUGCCUGGUCACCAUGGUGGUCUUGCUUGCUGCUGUCAACGAGAAGAGCAAAAGCCCCUUGGCCCCAUUUUUGGUGGGCUGCACGGUCAUCAUCAACAUUUUGGCAGGUGGGGACGUCUCCGGGACCUGCCUGAACCCAGCCAGAGCCUUUGGGCCUGCCGUGAUGGCUGGCUACUGGAGCUACCACUGGGUAUACUGGGUUGGGCCAUUAACGGGUGGCCUACUGGCAGCAGGCUUAGUCAGGGUUGUCCUUGGUGACGAGAAGAUACGGCUUAUAAUGAAAUAACACACAUGAGAAUAAAGAUGCAUUUUGUACAGAGA